This is a messenger RNA of Helianthus annuus (common sunflower), 1462 nucleotides long. RefSeq names its product calcium-dependent protein kinase 8. The record is from RefSeq and is a predicted model, not a curated record. Bases 92 to 1297 code for a protein of 401 amino acids. Gene Ontology annotation, molecular function: enzyme regulator activity; calcium ion binding. The transcript is spliced from 9 exons. NCBI's taxonomy places the organism in Eukaryota, Viridiplantae, Streptophyta, Magnoliopsida, Asterales, Asteraceae.
CUUUUUUUAGUUUUGAUCCAUCUGGGUUUCUUGAUUUUGACUUACUUGUGUGAUAUAUGCUGUUUGGAUCAGUUAAUCAACAAAUUACCAAAUGGGUUUGUGUUGCAGCAAAAGCAAGAGUGAAGAAGAUACAAACCCUCAUGCACUCAGAACAAAAACAAAGCCUGGUACAGAGCAUCCACGGGCAUCAGUUAAACCAAUCGACAGUGCGGUUUGGUCGCGUAUGAAGCAAUUCGGAGGUAUGAACAAACUCAUGAAACUUGCUCUCAAGGUCAUUGCAGAAAAUUUAUCAGCAGAAGAAAUCCAAGAGUUGAGAUCAAUGUUUAGAAACAUAGACACUGAUAACAACGGGAUAAUUAAGUAUGAAGAACUUAAAACGGCUUUGGCUCCAUGGGGUUCAAAACUCAUAGAAGCUGAAGCCAAACAACUCAUGGAAGCUGCUGAUGUUGAUGAGAACGGGUCGAUUGAUUACAUUGAGUUCGUCACAGCAACAAUGCCUCGACAUACAUUUGUAAGGGAUGGACAUUUGUACAAAGCUUUUCGACAUUUUGAUACUGAUAAUAGCGGGUUUAUUACAAGAGAUGAACUAGAAACAGCCAUGAAGAACUAUGGAAUGGGAGAUGAAGCCACCAUUAAAGACAUAAUAACAGAAGUGGAUACUGACAAUGAUGGGAAGAUAAAUUAUGAAGAAUUCUGCGCGAUGAUGCGAAGUGAGACCCAACCUGGUACAGAGCAUCCAGGGGCAUCAGAUAAACCAAUCGACAGUGCGGUUUGGUCUCGAAUGAAGCAAUUCGGAGCUAUGAACAAACUCAAGAAACUUGCUCUCAAGGUCAUUGCAGAAAAUUUAUCAGCCGAAGAAAUCCAAGGGUUGAGAUCAUUGUUUACAACCAUAGACACUGAUAACAACGGGACAAUUAAGUAUGAAGAACUUAAAACGGCUUUGGCUCCAUGGGGUUCAAAACUUAUAGAGGCCGAAGCCAAACAACUCAUGGAAGCUGCUGAUGUUGAUGAGAACGGGUCGAUUGAUUACAUUGAAUUCGUCACAGCAACAAUGCCUCGACACACAUUUGUAAAGGAUGGACACUUGUACAAAGCUUUUCAACAUUUUGAUACUGAUAAUAGCGGGUUUAUUACAAGAGAUGAACUAGAAACAGCAAUGAAGAACUAUGGAAUGGGAGAUGAAGCCCCCAUUAAAGACAUAAUAACAGAAGUGGAUACUGACAACGAUGGGAAGAUAAAUUAUGAAGAAUUCUGCAUGAUGAUGCGAAGCGGGACACGACCUGGGAAAGUGCUCUAAUGUCUUUUAGCACCAAAGCAAAGCUUCAAGAAACUUAAAUGGCAACAAAACUGGAACAAACAAUAAUCAUAAAGAAAGUUUGUACAAUAUUCAUUUAAAGUUUAAACCUCAUUUGUAUUAUAUUGUCUUGUGUUUCGACUCGAUUCUAUAAGACUUUUUACAUCA